Gaeumannomyces tritici R3-111a-1 is the source of this 1173-nucleotide messenger RNA. RefSeq lists its product as hypothetical. The transcript has 2 exons. The coding region runs from base 154 to 1005 and encodes 283 amino acids. The record is from RefSeq and is a predicted model, not a curated record. Gene Ontology annotation, cellular component: cytoplasm; nucleus. Gene Ontology annotation, molecular function: protein binding. NCBI's taxonomy places the organism in Eukaryota, Fungi, Ascomycota, Sordariomycetes, Magnaporthales, Magnaporthaceae.
UCUUGGUCCCCCGCAGCUGUGGUGUUUACGCCAGCUCUCGUCGAUUAAAAGACCGCCUGCCUCCCGUUUGAUCGGACGGUGCCAAAGUAUAGCCCAUCUUUCCCAGCCAUACAAAAACCAAUUCUUACACUUAACAAUCGAGCAUCUGCAGCUAUGGCACCCACCGUUCAGGAUCUCGUCCGCGAAGCCGUCAAGCUCGCCGAAGCGGACGACGUCGACGGCCUUAAGCGCGUUUUGAGCGAGUUCCAGUCCGCCCCCCGAGAGCCAGCCAGCCACACAAGCUCCGACCCCAUGUUUGAUAUGCAGCCGGCGCUCGAUGCCGCCCUUAGAAAUGCAAACGUCGGCGCCGCCGGCGAGCUCUUGGCCCAUGGGUGCAAGCCAUACUCGGGCGCCGUCUCCGCUGCGCUCCAAAGCUGCAAGCCCGAGACCGGGUUCAACCUAGCCUCCUUCGAGUGCCUGCUCGCGCACGGCUGGGACGUCAACCACAGCACCGGCCACCUGGGCGACGCGCUCAUCAUGGCCAUCAAGUAUUCCCUGUUCCCGCUCGCCGAGUUCCUGCUACGCAACGGCGCCGACCCGAACCGCAACGAAUCGGGCGCCAUGUUCCCCACGGCCCUUGGCGCGGCCUGCGGCUCCGCCGAGGCCCCGCCCGACCUGGUCCGCCUGCUGCUGGAGAAGGGCGCCGACGCCAGGGAGGGCGCCGCCCUGCUGGCGGCCGCGUCCGCGGAAGGGGGCCGGGCCGACGUGCUGGAGGUCCUGCUGCAGGACGGCGCUGGCGCGGCGCUGAUCAACGAGGUCCCCGCGGGUGGUGAGUACGAUAGGUUCCUGGACGAGGAGUAUUGGGGCACGCCACUGCACGGAGCAGCGGCCAAGGGUAACGCCGAGUGCGUUGCGCUGCUCCUGGCCAAGGGAGCCAGCAAGGAGAUCAGAAACGGCGCCGGAAGGACACCCAAGGAAACGGCCGAAAAGCACAGUCACGGCGAGUGCGCGAGGCUGCUGGUUUAAGGUCCAGUCCAAACCAGUGCCGCCCACGGCCAUGGGCAAAACUUCACAUAUUUAUUGUGCGGCUUUAAAUAGAGCAGGACUUUUCCAGGAGGCACCGCCCGUACCCAUGUAUCGUGGUUCCGUCCGCAGUGGAGCUAUGUUUGCCGCUAUAACAUUUGCAGUGAUGGC